AUGUGGACUUCCGAUAGUAAUAAAGCUUAUAUUACGGUUACUUCGCAUUUUAUAUUUAAUGACCAUUUGUAUUCACCCGUGAUAGCUACAAGGGAAAUACCUGAAGUUUAUACAGGUUUAAACAUUGCCGCUUUACUUUCAAAUAUUUUAAUUGAAUGGAGAAUCAAAGACGACAAGGUUGUCACUAUAGUUUCAGAUAACGGGGCGAACAUUAAAAAUGCAAUUAAUGAGUCUCUGUGUAAACACCAUCAUCCCUGCGUCGCACAUACCUUAAAUUUAAGUGUUAACGAGGCGAUUUUGUCCAAUAAAGAGUUUCUUGAUGUUUUUAAAAAAAUGUCGAACACUGGUCGAACAUUUCAAACACAGUGUUUUAGCAUCGGAAAAAAUUAA
Messenger RNA from Melanaphis sacchari, 390 nucleotides. RefSeq lists its product as uncharacterized. The transcript has a single exon. The coding region runs from base 1 to 390 and encodes 129 amino acids. NCBI's taxonomy places the organism in Eukaryota, Metazoa, Arthropoda, Insecta, Hemiptera, Aphididae. The record is from RefSeq and is a predicted model, not a curated record.